This is a messenger RNA of Linnemannia hyalina, 6666 nucleotides long. The record is from the annotation of a GenBank genome assembly. NCBI's taxonomy places the organism in Eukaryota, Fungi, Mortierellomycota, Mortierellomycetes, Mortierellales, Mortierellaceae.
AUGGAGGACUCGGUCAUAUUCCCGCGAUCGCCUUCAUACAGGGGACUCGCAGUCGAUGCAGUCGCACAGGCGGCGUUUAAUGAAAAGAAGUGGGUCUGGGUUGAGGACAAGGACGAAGGAUACAUUGCCGCCUGGAUCUCUCAAGAGCAAGGAGAUCAGGUCCAAGUUCACCUCAACAAUGGACUGGUCAAGACGGUGAACAUCAACCAGACGGGCAAGAUGAACCCUCCAAAGUUCGACAAGGUCGAGGAUAUGGCAGAUUUGACAUACCUGAACGAAGCCUCUGUCAUCCACAACCUCCGUCUUCGCUACCAUUCCAACUUGAUCUACACAUAUUCGGGACUCUUCUUGGUGGCAGUGAACCCUUACCGCAAACUGGGGAUCUACACCGACGAGGUCGUGCUCUCGUACAAGCACAAAAAAAGGCACGAGAUGGCGCCUCAUAUCUUUGCCGUCUCUGACGCAGCCUAUCAUGACAUGCUCCAGGACCGCGACAACCAGUCCAUCCUCAUCACGGGAGAGUCGGGUGCCGGAAAGACAGAGAACACAAAGAAGGUCAUCCAGUACUUGGCAUCGAUUGCCACAGACAAAAACCACAAGAUUGGUCGUCUUGAGAGCCAGAUCCUCCAGGCCAAUCCUAUUCUCGAGUCCUUUGGAAACGCCCAAACCAUCCGCAACAACAACUCCUCCCGCUUCGGAAAGUUCAUUAGGAUCGAGUUCACGUCGUCGGGUCACAUCGCAGGAGGCAACAUUGAGCGCUACCUGUUUGAGAAAUCACGCGUCACCUUCCAGACUUCCCAGGAGCGCAACUACCACAUCUUUUACCAGCUCCUCGCCGGAGCCCCCGCCGACCUCAAAAAAACGUUGCUGCUGGAUGGCGGACUGCGCGACUAUGGGUACGUCAAGAACUCGAACCACGUCAUCCCCGGCGUCGACGAUGGCGAGGACUACCAGCUCCUUCUUGUACGUAUUUGGAUCCCUCUCUCUGAAUUCGUCAAGGGAUUGUUGAAACCAAAGGUCAAGGCCGGGAGGGAGUGGGUGGUCCAGGCGAGGACAGAUCAACAGGUGUUGUACUCGAUUGAGGCGUUGUCGACGGCGUUGUAUGAGAGGAUGUUUGAUUCGAUUAUUGGACGGAUUAACCUGGCCAUUGAUACGCCCGGGAAGAAGUUUACGACGUUCAUUGGUGUCCUUGAUAUCGCUGGUUUUGAGAUCUUUGAGGUGAACAGCUUUGAGCAGUUGUGUAUCAACUACACGAACGAGAAGCUGCAACAAUUUUUCAACCACCACAUGUUCAUCCUGGAACAAGACGAGUACAAGCGCGAGAACAUCGAAUGGCAGUACGUCGAUUUCGGCCAGGACCUCCAGCCCACCAUUCAGCUCAUCGAGGACUCCAACCCGAUCGGUAUUCUGUCAUGCCUGGAUGAAGAAUGCGUGGUCCCCAAAGGUACCGACAAAUCCUUCCUCACAAAACUUACCACCCUCUGGAAAGGCAAAUCGGACAAAUACGAGGCACCUCGAUUCCAAGAAGGCUUCAUCCUCCACCACUACGCUGGAAAAGUCGAAUACAAAACCGACGGCUGGCUCGACAAGAACAAGGACCCCCUCAACGAGAACAUUACUCGCCUCCUUGCUCAUUCCUCGGAAAAGUAUAUCGCCAGCUUGUUUGGGGAUUACUUGGUGGAGGAGGAAGAUUUUACGGUGAGGGGACGGGCCAAGAAGGGUGCGUUUAGGACGGUGGCUCAGAGGCACAAGGAGCAGCUGAGGUCGUUGAUGGAUCAUUUGUAUGAGACCCGGCCGCAUUUUGUUAGGUGUAUUUUGCCGAAUGAGGAGAAGCGCGCCGGGAAGAUUCAUGUGCCGUUGGUGCUGGAUCAACUCAGGUGUAAUGGUGUCUUGGAGGGAAUUCGGAUCUGUAGGGCUGGGUUCCCGAACCGAAUUCUGUUUGCGGAAUUCAGGCAGCGGUAUGAGAUCUUGAACCCUGGGCUGAUUCCGAGUGGGUAUAUGGAUGGGCGGGUUGCGGCGCAGACGUUGCUGGAGGGUUUGCAGAUGGAUAAGUCGCAGUAUCGUGUCGGAACUAGCAAAGUCUUUUUCCGUUCCGGCGUCUUGGCAGAGCUGGAAGAUAUCCGCGAUCAAAAGCUCGCUCAAAUCUUCACAAAAUGCCAAGCAGUCUGCCGAGGCUACCUCGCCCGCCGCCACCUCAACCAAAAGAUCGACCGCGCCAAGGCCAUAAAAAUCAUCCAACGCAACGCGCGAGUUUACGUCCAACUCCGAGAAUGGUCCUGGUGGAAGAUGUAUGUCCGGAUCAAACCCCUCCUCAACGUCACCCGAGUUGCGGAAGAACUCCGAGAGAACCAAGAGAAGGUGAGGAUGUUGGCCGAGAAGCAGGAACAAGAGGCCGAGGCGAGGUUGAAGUUGGAGGAGGCUGGGAGGGCUCACGAGGACGAGAAGGCGAGGUUAGAGGAGUUGUUACAGACAGAGAGGAGGUUGGGGAUUGAUAAUGAGCAGAUUCUGAUGAGGACUCAGGCUAGGGCGGCAGAGUUGGAGGAUCGAGUGAGGGAGAUUGAGGGGGAGUUGGCAGUUACUGAGGCUCAGUUGGAAGAGUUGACGUUGGCCAGGAAUGAGGUUGCCUUGCAGGCGAAUCAGUUGGAGGAGAAGGUCACUCAGCAAGGGGACGCUAUCGAGAGGUUGGAGAAGGAGCGGUCGUCCAAGGAGAUUGAGCUCAGACAUGUCCAGACUGCUCGGGAUACCGAUAUGGUGUCCGUCCAGAAACUCGAGGCGGAGAAACAUAACCUGGAGGGCCGACUUGAGGAGCUGCACAAGGAAGUCGAUGACAAGAACUUGGAGCUUGAGCGGGUCCGGUUGCGGUUGAAGAAUUCGAUCGAGGAGCUCGAGAGCAAGAUUGAGACCGUCGAGUCGGAAAAGCUGGCCUUCAAGAACAAGCACAUGGCAGCUGAGGCUGAGCUCAAGCAGGCGAGGGAGCAGGCCUUGGAGCUUGGCCGGACUUGUGCGAACCAGGAGAAGCAGAUCCAGGACAAGUCGAACCGGUUGUCGGCGUUGGAGACUGAACUCGAUCGUGAGAAGACCAGUGGUGAGAAGAGCCGGCGGGAUCUUUUGGUCAAGCUACAGCAGAACGAAGAGGAACUCGAGUCUGAGCGCCAUGAACUUUCUAAACUGGAAAAGGUCAAGUCCCGUCUGGAGGAGCAACUGGACGAGAUGAAGGGGGCUCUGGAGGCCAAGGGCGAUGAAGAGACCAAGCACACUGAGCUCCAACGAAUGCGCGAGACAGAACUCGACCGCCUCAAGGAAGAGAUCCAAUCCCUACAAUCCGAACUCGAGGAAGGGCGCAAGAAGCAGGCCGCCCUUGGCGAGCAGUACCGUCAAGAAGUCGAGGUCCUCUCCCAAGAGAACGCCGCUGUGAUGGCGGACAAACACGGUCUGGAGAAGAAGCUGGAGGAUAUGGGCAACCAUGUCGAGCGUCACCUGCAGUUGGUCGAUACCUGGCAAAAAUCCCACAAGCAGACCACCAGUGAACUCCAAUUCUCCCGAAACCGUGAGGCUGAGCUGGAAGGAGCGUUGGAUCAAGAGCGUCUGACCAAGGAGAGUUACCUCCGCCAGUUGAGUACUGCCAACUCGAGGAACGACGAUACCAAUGAGCGGUUGGUCCGAUUGGAGCGCGACAAGACUUCGAACCAGAAGCAGAUCGAUAUGCUCCGUGAGGAACUCGAGGAAGAGACCCAGCGUCGCAAGGUUGCAGAGUCUGGCCGUCGCGAACUCGAGAUGGAGCUGGAAGAGCUGAAACGACUCCGAGACGAGGAUGAGGUCUGCAAGGCUGAAUUCUCACAGAAGACGUCUAACCAGGCCGCCGAGCUAGACGAGCUCCGGUUUAAGCUCCAGAACGAGGCCCUUGAACGCAACACGGAACUCGAGGAGAGCAAGCGGCGGUUGGAAAAGACGGUUACGGAACUUCAAGCCCGUCAUGAGGAGAUCUCGUUGGCGUCCAGCAAUGUCGAAAAGUCCAAGGCUCGUUUGACAGCUGAAGUCGAAGAUCUUCGUCAUGAGCUCGAGCGUGACCAUGCGGUUGCCAGGGCUGCCGAGAAGAUGGCCAAGGCGACCGAGAUCCAGUUGUCACAAGUCAAGGAGCAGGUUCAAGUCGAGCGUCACCACCGCGAACUAGCCGAGUCGAACGCCCGCAAGCUCCAGUCAAGUGUCGACAGUCUCAACCUCGACAUCGAGUCCAAGUCCCAGCAGAUCACCAACCUUUCCCGGUCCAAGGCCGAGCUCGAGAAGGAACUGGGCUCGCUCAUCAACGAGUUCGGAACCAGUGGCAAGAGCACCCAUGAGUCCGAGAAGGUCCGCCGCAAACUCGAGGCGCAGAUCCAGGAGAUCGAGGGCAAGUACGAGGAGGAGAAGAACCUGCGGUACGCUGCCGAGGAGCUCAAGCGGCGGUUCGAAGAGCAGUUGACCGAAUCUCGUCGUGCCAUGGCUGCAGAUAUGGAGGCCAAGGAGCAGCAACAGGAGGAGACCAAGAAAAUCCUGUUGUUAGAGAUUGAUGACCUGGGUCAACAGGUUACGGACCACAUGUCAAUGUUGAAUGAGUUGAACAAGGCCAACAAGAAGCUUCAGGAGCGGAUCGAUGACCUGAGUCUGAACCACAACACGUCAACGAGGUCCAAGACGGAUAUGGAGCGAACCAAGAAGAAGCUCGAGAUGUCGUUGAGGGAGUACCAGACCCGCCUCGAGGCCGAGGAGAGGCUACGCAAGAAUUUUGAAGAACUGGCAUCAAGACAUGAACGCAAGUCUAACGCCAUCCAGAAUGAACUCGAGGCUAUCCAAGACGAGAAGGAGACCCAGGACCGGACUUACAAGCAGUUGCUGACUGAAGUUGAGACGCUAAGACAGGAACUGGACGGUGGCGAUGAUUCGAAAGCCAACUUGGUCGAGAAGCUGCGUAAGCUCGAGAGGGAUAACCAACGACUCCAGGAGUUGGUGGAUGAGGAGGCCGAUACGAGGGAGAUGAUGGCCGCCGCCAAGAAGGGCGAUUCCUCAGAACUCGAGUACCUGACGACCAAGAUCCGAGGUGAGAUGGAGGACCAGUUCCAGGGAUUGGAAGAGUCUCGAAAGGCAGCCGUAGCAGCCCAGAGGAUCGCACAGCUCGAACUCGAGGACAAGUUGGGCGAGAUCACGAACCUGGACAAGCAACGCAAGUCUCUCCUUUCCGACCUCGACGACAUGAAGGCACAACUCGAGGCCGAAAUCCUAGCCAAGAACGAAGAAGCCGCCAGCAAGCGUCGUCUCGCCGCCGAGCUACAGGAGCUCCAAAUCCGAUCCGAGUCCGAGGCGGCCAAGAUGAGCGAACUCAUGGACUCCCUCCAGAUGUACAAGGCCAAGGCCGACAGUACGCUCACAAAACUCGAAACCACCGACCUGAUCCGCCUCAAGGCCGAGAAGUCCGAAGGCUUUGUCCGUCUUCAACUCAAGGACCUCGAGGAAUCCCUCCAAGAAGCCCUAGCCGAACGUCGCGACGCCGAAGAGAAAGCCGCCGCCUACCAACAACAAAUGCGGGAGCUCGAAGACCGUGUCGAAGAAGACCUUAUCGCCAACGCUGACCUCAACAUGACCCGCCGACGCCUCGACGAAGAACUGGUUUCCGAGAAAGAAAAACACCGCAAGGAGAUCGAAGAGACCGAACGCGCCCUCGAAAUCUCCAAGCGGAAAUACCAAAAGGAAAUCCGCCAGCUCAUCACCGAGAUCGACCUCGAAAAGGCCAACCUCCAAAAGAUGCGCGACUCCCAGAAACAACUCGCCCAGGAGCUCGAAGACGUUCACCAGAAACUCGACCAAGAACUCCGGAGCUCUCAAUCCUGGAAGAAGGACAAGGAACGUCUCGAGGCUAAGAACGCAGAUCUGAACCAGAUGUACCAGGACCUCCUCGCCUCCCAGGAUGACCUCCAAGUCCAAACCGUUUCCCUCCUCUCCCAAGUCCGCGAGGUCCGGGCCGCACUGGACGAAUCUGAAUCUGCGCGGGCGGCGCUGGAGAAGACCAAGCGUGGAUUGGAGCAGCGGUUGGUGGAUGUUGGAGAGCAGUUCAACACGGUGACACAGAACAAGCAGGUUGCGGAGCGGAUCAAGAUGGCGUUGGGACAGGAGGCUGGCGAUUUGAGGGAGAGGCUUGAGGAGCAGAUCCAAGUUGUUACAUUGAGUACUGAGAAGCUGCGCAAGGCUGAGAUUGCGGUUGUUGAGGCAGAGGGCGAGCUCGCCAAGGAAAGGGCCAUCAGCGAGGAGAAUCUACGCGCCAAGGUGUCAGAACUAGGUCUCCGGAUCACAGACCUCGAAACCGCCCUGCAAACAACUGGCCCCCGGUCGGCCUCCCUCCUCCAACAAAAGCUCGAUGAAAAAUCCGCCCUCCUCGACGACGAGAUCCGGAACCGCCAAGAAGCCCUCCGAGUCCAACGACGAUCCGAGAGAAUGGUCCGGGAUCUGCAGCACCAGCUGUUGGAGAGGGACAAGCUGAAGGCGAGACAGGAGGAUGAGGCUGCCAAGAGUGAGCAAAGGUUUAAGACACUCAGGCAGAGGGUUGAAGAUUUGGUGUUGUCGGAGAAUAAUCUGACACUUGCGAAGCGCAAGGCAGAAAGGGAGAGUAUUGAGUCCAAGGAGCGGUCUGUUAGGUGA